GAUAAUUUUGCCUCUCCGGAGCGCACCUAUACAGCGCCUAAACCUCAAGCUCGUGCAUUGUUUGGUAAAGCUGUCGCUGUCAUCGGAGAUUUGGAUCUUAGUGGAUAUAAUGGUAGGAUAAAAAGAGUUCUUACAGUUUAGUCAAUAUCAGAUGAGUUCCGUUCUCUGAAUGCAUUCAUACACUUGUGUGGUUUUCUUAUAAAAACAUUUAAUAUACAGAGAAUAAUACAUGGUGCUCGGAAAUACCAGAUUUAUUUCGAAUGUUGAACAUAUCAUGUUCAACACGAGAAAUAAAUCUGGUAUUUCCAAGCACCCAUGUAUUUUUCUGUUUAUUAUAUAAAGGACAGUCUUUGAAAAGCGAUAAUUUUUACAGAAAAGCAAUAAUUGAAAAGCGAUAAUUUUCACAUGUGAGAUUAUCAUGAGUAAUCUCACAUGUGAGAUUAUCACUUUUAUCAGUGCUCGUAGUACUAUUUAAAGCACUAUACUUUAUAUAAUACAUAAUAAUAUUUCACUGCUUUGAGGGUCAAAACUUGCAACUGGAAAACUUCGAUAUCUUAGCCCCGGUCAAACGAGAAUGAGACUCGAUAAGAGUUGUAAGUCUCGCUCGCAUUCUCCCGCACACUGUCAUUAGAGCAUUUCGAAAGUGGAGGGACAUUGGCCAAAAGCGGCACUUUUGUAUAUGACCAAAAUCAAACAAUUUUAUGUCGUUCACGAGCCGAACGAAAAAUUUUGAAAAUAUGGAGUCUCUAUAACGUCGGAAAUGGCCUUUACAGAGUCUUCACUGCUGCGAAAAGGGCACUUUCUUUCCAGCAAAAGAGGGCGUUUAUUCAAGAAACACUUUUUUCGUUAUUUAAGUGGGGCACUAGCUUUAGCCCAGAAAAAAGGGCAAUUUUUUCGCUUUCUAACUCUUAUUAACUCUUAUCCUCGUGUGACCGCGGGGUUUAAGCGCGAAUAGAACAAUUAUGUAUUCAUGCAAAUGCUCAUUAUAGAUAGUGUCGUAGAUUUGAAAUCUCAAGCUAAAUAGACCUUUGUAUACAACCUGGACUCUAUAUCUUAUAAUGAAUAUAUCCUGUAUACUGUAGAGCACAAUUAGUAUAGGUAAUAGCAUGGUUUUGAGUGCAAUUUGGAUAUAACAUGCACGAGUGAGUUUUUCAAAUACCUCAAAAUAGCACGAGUCCGAAGGACGAGUGCUAUUUGAGGUCUUUGAAAAACUCACGAGUGCAUGUUUAUCCAAAUUUCAUGAGAAACCAUGCUAUUACUUAUUAAUAAUUUACAUAAAAAUGUUCGAGACAAUUGUAGUUUUAACUUACGCGUUUAUAGCGAACAUUCCACUGGCAAAGUUUUCUUGGCCAAAUUAUAUCACAUUAUACAACGCUAACAGCUUGAAAAUUCCACUCAACUAUGUAAUUUUUGUUAGUCUUGUUUAAGGUAAAUGCUUUUCCAUUUAAAAAUAAAGAUAAAAGCCAUAUUUUCCACGCGAAGGCAACUUUUACUUUGUGUAGCGCGGUGCCAUGUUUGUUUUGUUUUGAAGCAAUCUGUGACCGUUACUUCUUUAAAACUAAACUGCUUUAAACUGAUUGGUUGAUUUAAUCAUCACAAUGUUUUUCCACCAAUCAGAUCAGUUUGUUACAGAUUUUUGCACUGUGAUUACAGAAAAUUGCACUGUGAUUACAAAAAAUUGCACUGUGAUUACAGAAAAUUGCACUGUGAUUACAGAAAAUUGCACUGCUGUUUGGGAUUAACUGCACUGAAAUCAACCAAUCACAGUCGAGUAAUAUCUUUAUGUAUAUUAUUACUGCUCUAAUCACUCAUAUAUUGCUCUCAUGAUGUUAGAUCUAAUUAUUGGUUCACCGUAUGAAGGCGAAGGCGGAGUCGUGUAUAUUUACCAUGGCUCAAGUGAUGGAUUAUCUGAAAACCCUGUGCAGGUAUAAACUAAUUGUUGCAUGUAUCAAGCUAUACGUGUAUAAUUGCAAUUUUAACACAAGUUCGUGAUUACAGUUGCAUACCCAUUUUAUCUUACUGACCAUUAUUCUUAAUAAGAGAACCAAAUAAGUUGCGAAGGAACAUUCUUUUUAACAAAUAUAAAACUAAUGUUAUUCCGGGAGGGGGGAAAUGUGCAUGAAUAUACUAUACACAAUCUAUUUUAAAAAACUGUACAUUUCGAAUCAAUUUCGAUUCAUCUUCAGCAGUAUGUUUAUUCGAAAUUGAUUCGAAAUAUACAGUUUUUAAUACAGAUUGUGCAUGUAUAUAUUCAUGCCCACUUUUUCGGAAUACCAUUAGUUGCUGAAACUAUGAGCCGGUAAAACAUUCUUUCAAUGAACCAACCUUUGAAACCUUUCCCCACUUUGUUGGCCGAUGACAUCAUCAUUCGAGUAUGUAAAGAGUUACGUUGCGACUUUCGAUCUCGCCUGACAAAGACAAAGACACUACAUCGAAGUGCAGUGGUGUCAAGUAACGAAGUAAAUGUACUUCGUUACUGUACUUGAGUAUACUAUUUUUGAGAAAUCAGCAUGUAACAAAGUAAACUUUUUCUGGAGUACUUUUACUUGGAACGAAUUCGUUUUAUAAAAUAACAUGUAUAUAACGCGUGCUCUGAUUGGUCGAAACCCGUAUUUGGAUCAGGCCAUCCAAACACGGAAGACUAUCGUGUUGUUGUUAUUUUAUAAAACAAUUACUUUAUGGUUUCCCUGUUAGGAUGGCCUGAUCCAAACACUUGGGAAUGUUGCUCGAGUUAAGAAAAGCGUGCAAAAUCACUCGCCUUCGGCUCGUGCUUUGCGGCGCUUUUCUUAACUCUCGCAACAUUCCCGCGUGUUUGGGUCAGGCCAUCCAAACACGGAAACCAUAAAGUAAUUGUAUAUUAAGAAGUAAGUAAACGUUUAAUUUCGUUACUUUCUAACUUUUGUUUAAUUUACGUCAUUUAUUUUUAUUUUUGGGAUAGGUAAUAGGACCUCUACAUACUGUAUAAGCAUUAUUUAAUGGAUUUCUUAUAUCUUCAACGGGGUCUGGAAAGUGGAACAUGCCGUGAAAUAUUGUAUAUUAGGUGUACGCAUAAUGCGUGUGCUGUUUUGUGUCUUUUGUAUGUCAAUACAAAUUGCCAUUGGAGACUCCCCCCCCCCCUACACACUACAGACAAUAGUAUAUUUACUGUUUGCUUCAAGUAUUUUUUAAGGAUGCUUUAUACUUUUUAUUUAAGUACUGUAGGUUUUGCCUCCAGUACUUUUUACUCUUACUCAAGUCGUUUCAUUGUUCAAUACUUUUACUCAAGUACAAAUUCAAAGUCAAAUUUAGGCAGCACUGCUGAAGUGUUGAAACGUUGGGUCGUGAAUGCAAUUCGACUGAGGAUUGCAAUCAUUGCAUUCAUUCACUUAAACCAAAGUAUAGCGAGUGAAAACAAACCAUGGUCAUUCUGUUGCUAAUAUAAAGAGAAAACGGAAAUUUAUUGUUUUCUUUAGACUAUAAAAGCAUCGGAUUUUCCAAAUGAUCUCAAAACAUUCGGAUGGUCAAUUCGUGGUGAAACAGAUCUUGAUGACAAUGGAUACCCAGGUUGGUCACUUUUUAUUUGUUAAUAGACCCUUUUAUGUAGCACGAACAAAAUAUAAGCCACUCGCAGGCAUCAUUAAGUAUACCGCUCGCAUGUAUACAUCGCAUGAUUUUUUGAUGACACAUGUUUUUAGCAAUUUUCAAUUGUCGUUAUUCCGUCUGCAAUUAAUAAUAUUAUUAUAUAACCAUACAUGCUCUGUGUUGUUUAAAAAACAAUAACACGAUUUUUUUAAUAUAAACAAAUAUAAUGCUUUGUGCUACAACCAACCAAACACGUAUUUCAAUACGUAUAUUAAAGCAAGUGUACAUGAAUUUUUGUGGGUCCUUCUUGUUUUGAAAAAAAAUCAUUUAGGGAUGACUGUUGAAACUAUUUAUUUAUUUUCGUGGAAAUUAUUAUUGGGAAAUAUUUGUAGGAAAGAGGUGACUUUGAUGUAAUAUAUUUGUUCAAACUUCAAACUAAUGUACAGCUUAAGGUCAUUGUCCUAGCGUAGCGUAGCGUUUUCCAGCAUGUUGAAUACAUUAGUUGACACUCCAGUGUUCAGGAAACAAAAAAGUACCUUGCGAUACGAUACUGUUGAAGUGGAAAACAGUCUUUAGACAUUAUUUAGACAGUUCGUGGUAAUAAAGUACAUGGAAGUCAGCUGUUUCCUAUUCAUCAAUAACAAUUUUAAUAUGAAAAUUAAUUAAUAAUUGUUGUCUGAACUUAAAAAAACUCAUUAAUAAUUCAUGAGGAAAAUACAAAAGAAAUAAAUCUUUAAUCAAUGUUUGUUAAUCGGAUAAGGAUUUGUUCUGAUUUACAUAAAAUUAAGAUUUGAUUUUCUCGGCUUAGACAAUGUUUAUUUUUAAAAUUACUUCGCCAAUGAACACAUAAGAUGGGUCUAUUCGCAUCCGAUCUUUAUCUGACACACAAACUCUCGCCUGCGGCUCGAGUUUGUAUAUCAGAUAAAGAUCGGCUGCUCAUGUUUUAACUAGUACUUAUAAUACUCAUUGAUAAUUCACGAAGUAAAUUCAAAAGAAAUGAAUGUUUAAUCCAUGUUUGUGCAUAAUAGCAAAGUAUUACUGAUAAAAUUAACGUAUGCUUCGUAGCUGGGAUCAAAGAUGUCUUCCUGACAAUAAAUGUACAGCGUGGUGUAUUUAAGUGGCACUGAAACCAGUUUUUAAUCGGGCUUUUUAGGCAUCGUACAUUGCGAUUCAAACAGGUGUUGCUAUUGAUAAAAAGUUAAUUUCCGAAUUACUUUAAUUAUUUCAGAUAUCGUUGUUGGAGCUUAUGCAAGCGAUUCAAUUAUGAUUUUAAGGUAGGAUUGAAUAACAUACAAUUUACAUCACAGUUGUAGACCAUUCACUCAGGGAUGGAUCCAGCGAAUAUUUUCGUGGACAUACUGUAAUCUCAAUGUAGUUAAUCUGAGGUAAUCGCAAUGUAGAGUUCACCAAUAUUAGUCAUUAGGCCAACCUUUGCGCCCGCCUGUCGGAGGCGGUGCGUCCAAAUCCCCCCCCCCUCCCCCCCCCCGCGUAUCCCCCAGUGAAUCCAUCUCCGCAUUCACCUGUCAACGGAUAAAUAGCGCGUGGUAUUUAUUACCAACAAAUUCAUCUCGUUGUGGCCUUCGAUGGAAUAUAUCAAUUAACGUCAAAGACGAUGAGAGGUUUUAUAAUAAUUUAAAAUACUGAAAAGAGGGUGCACCACUCUCCCUGCACCCCUCUCCCUGCAACCCCCAUACUGAACACAGAUACCGCUUGGUACAUUUUUAGUUGCCCUGUUUUGAGUUCACUCACAAUUAUUUUUUUUCAUAUUGCAGACCAGUGCCAGUGGUUAAAGUAGAUAUUGAGUAUAAACUAUCUUCUCCAACUAUUGAUGUAUCAAACAAAAGUUGCAGUAUAGAGGACAAAAUACUCGGCAAGACUAUUCAAACUGUGUGGUAA
Paramuricea clavata is the source of this 5457-nucleotide messenger RNA. NCBI's taxonomy places the organism in Eukaryota, Metazoa, Cnidaria, Anthozoa, Malacalcyonacea, Plexauridae. The record is from the annotation of a GenBank genome assembly.